Messenger RNA from Manis javanica (Malayan pangolin), 5541 nucleotides. RefSeq names its product cullin 5 (gene CUL5). Lineage: Eukaryota; Metazoa; Chordata; Mammalia; Pholidota; Manidae. The record is from RefSeq and is a predicted model, not a curated record. Gene Ontology annotation, cellular component: cullin-RING ubiquitin ligase complex. Gene Ontology annotation, biological process: ubiquitin-dependent protein catabolic process. Gene Ontology annotation, molecular function: ubiquitin protein ligase binding.
CACUCCGCACAACGUCUCCCCUAACACCCAGUCGGCCGGAUUUGCGGCGGGUCUGAGGAAAAGCCUCCGCUCCCGCCAGCAGAGGGCGCGAUCCCGCCCUCUUUGCAGCCUCCAGUCGGCAGAGGGUCUCAGGCUCCCACGCGCGCUCCCGGGCGCGCCUCCGCUCGCUGCGUCCCGUGACGCGGUCGCGGAACCCAAGCUGCUGGGCCUGAGCCGAGCUAAAUUCGUCGCCGGUGGCCGCUGCCGGUGCAACCAUAAAGGCUAAUCCGUAGGAGGGGAGGCUCGUGGAGUCGCACUCCCUGUUCCAGUCAGGUCGGCUCACGCUGCCGUCCCACCGUCCGCGGCCGCCGUCUCCCCGAGCGUCUGCAUGAGCUCUCUCGUGUGGGGAAGCUCCGGUGACCAUGUAGGGGGAAAGUGUGAGGAAGCUCCAGGCGCCCGAGACGAGGCCAGCGCCGUCGGCACGUCGCCCCGGCGUCCGCCACACCGCCGGAGCGGGCCGCGGGGUCCGUCGGCCCCGGUGGGCAUCCGGCCUCCGCUUGGGGCCUGACCCAGAGCGCUACAAAAGUCUCGCGCUCUCUCGCGAGAGGCUAAGUUGAAGUAACAUGGCGACGUCUAAUCUGUUAAAGAAUAAAGGUUCUCUUCAGUUUGAAGACAAAUGGGAUUUCAUGCGUCCAAUUGUUUUGAAGCUUUUACGCCAGGAAUCUGUUACAAAACAGCAGUGGUUUGAUCUGUUUUCGGAUGUGCAUGCCGUCUGUCUCUGGGAUGAUAAAGGCCCAGCAAAAAUUCAUCAGGCUUUAAAAGAAGAUAUUCUCGAGUUUAUUAAGCAAGCACAGGCACGAGUACUGAGCCAUCAAGAUGAUACAGCUUUGCUAAAAGCAUAUAUUGUUGAAUGGCGAAAAUUCUUUACACAAUGUGAUAUUUUACCGAAGCCUUUUUGUCAAUUGGAGAUUACUUUAUUGGGUAAACAGGGCAGCAAUAAAAAAUCAAAUGUAGAAGAUAGUAUUGUUCGAAAGCUCAUGCUUGAUACAUGGAAUGAAUCAAUCUUUUCAAAUAUAAAAAACAGACUCCAAGAUAGUGCAAUGAAGCUGGUACAUGCUGAAAGACUAGGAGAAGCUUUUGAUUCUCAGCUGGUCAUUGGAGUAAGAGAAUCCUAUGUUAACCUUUGUUCUAAUCCUGAAGAUAAGCUUCAAAUUUAUAGGGACAAUUUUGAGAAGGCAUACUUGGAUUCAACAGAGAGAUUUUAUAGAACACAGGCACCCUCGUAUUUACAACAAAAUGGUGUACAGAAUUAUAUGAAAUAUGCAGACGCUAAAUUAAAAGAAGAAGAAAAACGAGCAUUACGUUACUUAGAAACAAGACGAGAAUGUAACUCUGUUGAAGCACUCAUGGAAUGCUGUGUAAAUGCCCUUGUGACAUCCUUUAAAGAGACUAUCUUAGCAGAGUGCCAAGGCAUGAUCAAGCGAAAUGAAACUGAAAAAUUACAUUUAAUGUUUUCAUUGAUGGACAAAGUUCCUAAUGGGAUAGAGCCAAUGUUGAAAGACUUGGAGGAACAUAUCAUCAGUGCUGGCUUGGCCGAUAUGGUAGCAGCUGCUGAAACUAUUACUACUGACUCUGAGAAAUAUGUUGAGCAGUUACUUACACUAUUUAAUAGAUUUAGUAAACUCGUCAAAGAAGCUUUUCAAGAUGAUCCACGAUUUCUUACUGCAAGAGAUAAGGCAUAUAAAGCAGUUGUUAAUGAUGCUACCAUAUUUAAACUUGAAUUACCUUUGAAGCAGAAGGGGGUGGGAUUAAAAACUCAGCCUGAAUCAAAAUGCCCUGAGCUACUUGCUAAUUACUGUGACAUGUUGCUAAGAAAAACACCAUUAAGCAAAAAACUAACCUCUGAAGAGAUUGAAGCAAAGCUUAAAGAAGUGCUCUUGGUACUUAAAUAUGUGCAAAACAAAGACGUUUUUAUGAGGUAUCACAAAGCUCAUUUGACACGUCGUCUUAUAUUAGACAUCUCUGCUGAUAGUGAAAUUGAAGAGAAUAUGGUAGAGUGGCUAAGAGAAGUUGGUAUGCCAGCAGAUUAUGUAAACAAGCUUGCUAGAAUGUUUCAGGACAUAAAAGUAUCUGAAGAUUUGAACCAAGCUUUUAAGGAAAUGCACAAAAAUAAUAAAUUGGCUUUACCAGCUGAUUCGGUUAAUAUAAAAAUUCUAAAUGCUGGUGCAUGGUCAAGAAGUUCUGAGAAAGUCUUUGUCUCACUUCCUACUGAACUGGAAGAUUUGAUACCUGAAGUGGAAGAAUUUUAUAAAAAAAAUCAUAGUGGUAGAAAAUUACAUUGGCAUCAUCUCAUGUCAAAUGGAAUUAUAACAUUUAAGAAUGAAGUAGGUCAGUAUGAUCUAGAGGUAACAACGUUUCAGCUGGCUGUGUUAUUUGCAUGGAACCAAAGACCUAGAGAGAAAAUCAGCUUUGAGAAUCUGAAACUUGCAACUGAACUCCCUGAUGCUGAGCUUAGAAGGACUUUAUGGUCUUUAGUAGCUUUCCCAAAGCUCAAACGGCAAGUUCUAUUGUAUGAACCUCAAGUCAACUCACCCAAAGACUUUACAGAAGGUACCCUCUUCUCAGUGAACCAGGAGUUCAGUUUAAUAAAAAAUGCAAAAGUUCAGAAAAGGGGUAAAAUCAACUUGAUUGGACGCUUGCAGCUCACUACAGAAAGGAUGAGAGAAGAAGAAAACGAAGGAAUAGUCCAACUAAGAAUACUAAGAACCCAGGAAGCUAUCAUACAAAUAAUGAAGAUGAGAAAGAAAAUUAGUAAUGCUCAGCUGCAGACUGAAUUAGUAGAAAUUUUGAAAAACAUGUUCUUGCCACAAAAGAAAAUGAUAAAAGAGCAAAUAGAAUGGCUAAUAGAGCACAAAUACAUCAGAAGAGAUGAAUCUGAUAUCAACACAUUCAUAUAUAUGGCAUAAUUUUUGAAUAUCAUGGAUAAUAUUAAGAACCCGAAUUUUGGAGUGCAUGGGCAGAAAGUUGUAUAACAGUUUGUGCUGGAGGAAGGUUUAUUUGGACUUUGAUUACAUAAAUAUUAAAAUCUCUGCCUUACCUAACAAAACAACUAUAUUUUGCCAGUCACAUUAGUUAGCAUGAUGGCAUUCCCUUCAUGUUGCACACUCUUUAACAGCAUGCUGUUUUGUGGAGAAUCUUGCAUUCAUGAAGAGCCCGUUAUAAACUUUUAAAAGUAAAUUUGAUUUCUACCCACCAGAAGAAAUACACUUGGGAAGGGUCAGGGCAGGGUUCUUGUUGCUUUUUUCCUUUUUUCCUCUCACAAAAAUGUACUGCACAAGGAAGGAGCUUCAGAUAUUGGUGUACUGAAAACUGCUGUUUUAUUUUGUUUUUUAAAAUGUGAUUAAAACUAGAAAUAGCACUCUUGGUUUCUUUUGAUCAAAAGAGUGAGCUGGUCAACACAACAUGGGGAAAGGGCAGAUGUAGGUGAGAAGAUAAGUAUUUAAUAGUAUCAAAUUACUGGUUCAGACACUGCUUCAGUACAUUAACUAGUUUUAUGGUGACCUAAAGAUGGCAUUAAAUUUUUCAACUUAACAGAUGUUGGCUUUAAGCAAAACACUGUUAUUUUAGUUGUGUGUUAUUAAAUGAUGAAGACUUUAUUUUAAAUGACUAGAUAGCUUGGUUUGGAAAAGGGAAGCUUUAUUAAUUGUUGCUUCAGUUGUUUAAAAAAAAAAGUAUGGAGUUAGGUAAUUUUAAUUGCAGAGUCAAAAUAGCAACAAACAUAUUAAGUGUUAAUAUUAAACAUUAAAUAUUGAACACUUAGUAUUUAUAUACCUAAUAUUUAUUAUGCCAUAUCCAAAUUUAUUAAAAACAAAACAAAAAACUUCUGCUCUCAUAUAAUACAGUUAUGUAACUGAUCUCUUAAUCUGUAGCAUAGAAAUGUUUUGAUAUUUUAAAGUCUCAUGAUUAGGGUUUUUUAGCCUCAGGUUUUUGGAAAGACAUUCUGUUUUAAAAAGUAAUAAUUAAGUAUCGAGUCACCACAACAUAAAACCUGAAAAGCAUAAGCAAAAUUGUUGCAGUCUUAAUAUGAGCAGUGAAUUUGCCAAAUAGAUGUACAUAUAUAUUUAUAUAUUUUAAAAAUAAACAUUUUUUAAAUGAUCAGAAGGCAACACUUAACCUUGUUCCUUUCAGUCGAUCCAAAGUAGCAACUUACUAGUUGCUGGCAACUAAAUACCCAGAGUAGUGGAGAUUUUAGGACUUGAGGACAUGAACAACUUAAAAGAGAAAAACUUAUUCCCCGUUGAAAGAAUGGCUCAAUAUGGAUUUUUAUUCAUUAUGGUGCAUGUUUCAAUUUUUCUUGCAAAUUAUUUUAUAUCUUGUUUUGAUAUUGAGUAAUAUUUUAAAGUUAUGGUAUUGAAAAUAGUAGGAAAUGAAGUGCUGGAGCAUUGAAAGGCAUACAGUAUUAUUGCAGAGUUCUUUGAAGUCUGUCCCUAAUCCCAGGGGGCUUUGUGAGCUGCCUGCUAAAAGGAAAGCAAAUUUAAACAUGUAAGGUUUUCCUAGUUAUAGUGAAAUGCCUGUUUUGAAACUCAUAAAUUGUGAUUUUGUUUCUAAAUUAAAAUCUUAUACUUGAGCCUCUAAGGUAGUAUAUGUCAAUUACUAGACCAACCUUAUUGUGAAGAAUUAAACUAAAUUAGUUCUCACUAUUUUCUGUAAUUAGAUGACUGGUAACAAUGGAUACAUUUAGAAUUUUUGUAAAGUUUGGUAAUAAUUUGUGAUCUUUAACAAAUAGUUUAGUAUUGGCUUAUUGCUUAUCCAAUUCAGGAAUGCUGAAGGCGGAAAAGCUGGAAGGAAAAGUUACAGACUGUUUUUAAAGUGUAAGAUUUGUUGUAAACCAUAAUUGUUCUCAGAACAUUUUUGGCAUUUGUAAGCUCUUUGGUUAUUUAAUUUAAGAAUGAGAGCCAUGAUGUUUUGGUUUAUAAAGGUAAAUUUAAUGCAAAAGUAGGUAUCUCCAAAACCAUAGCAAAGUUUUCUAUUAAAUUUUAUAAAUUUUUUAAUAGUUAAUGAUGUCCUAAUUGUAUUUUGGGGAAUUGAACAACAGCAAAUACUGUACUUAAAGUUUUCAUCAUUUUUUUUGUUAUGUAUACAAAACUAACUACUUUUUGGUGUUUAUGAAAACCUAAAUUUAGUUGACAAGGUGCCUAUACCAUUGUUGAAUUUUCUUUAAAUAUGUUUUGAUAGUAGAUUUGCUAAUUUGAAAGAAAAGAAUCUGAAAAAAAAGACUUAAAGCAGUUUACUAAAGGUAUAGAACACGGUGUGUAAACUUUACUAGGUCUCUUCUCAAAUGUACUCAUAAAAUCAGUGCUAUCUGAGCAGGGAUGAAACCUGACACAAGGGAGAAGAAUCUAGGCCAUGAGUAGUAUGGCAACAGGACGCUUCAGAGGUUAAUUUAAGCUUCAAACACUCAGCUUCUAAUUUAAAGAUGGAGCCAUCUGAAAAAUGUUAACCUUUGUUGUCAUCUCAUUGCCAGAAUUAAGUAAACAUGAAACAGAAUUUACAAAGUAAAAA